Molecule: messenger RNA, 3250 nt
Organism: Astrephomene gubernaculifera
Lineage: Eukaryota; Viridiplantae; Chlorophyta; Chlorophyceae; Chlamydomonadales; Astrephomenaceae
Source: the annotation of a GenBank genome assembly
CAUGAACCCAUUAUGUCAAAACUAGGCUGUAUUACGUUUCUAUUGCAUUCCCCUUACAAUACGUUCUGGUUUGUCGGGCAAAGCAAACUCCUUGUCUGACAUACGGUCUAUUACUCCUCACGGAAACUUCUUUUAGAGGUAUUAGUGUCACCAAGGUUUGGGAAGCCGUUAAAGCAGGAUGACAGCCCUAAAUGGUCAACGGUGCCUAGCCUCGACGUCGCGGCAGCUCAUCCUGAGCGUCGCAGUUGCACUUGGGCUAUUAUGCCGUCACUCCGUUGCAUUAUCUUUAAGCAAUGCUGGUCAAGACGUCUGGGGAGGCGAUAAGCUGUUCAACCGGUGGCGAGAGGUGUUGUCAGCGAGGGUAGGCAAGGGCGAGCCCGCUCCUUCAGUGUUCGAGCAAGCCUUCACGGCUACGUAUACCAGCAAUGAUCCUGGCGAAGUUCAGCGAACUUUGGAACAAUAUGCCCUCCUCGUGCGCUGGUUGGAGUCCACGCCCCAUCCCAACGCUACACAUUUAGCACUGGUGCCAGAGUUUGGAGAUGCGAACGCAUUGGCAAUUGCUAGCGCAGCCGUCAGUUUGUCAAAGCAAAGCAGCAAGGACGCAGCAGGUAUGGUUCAGGCGCUAUCAAGCAUCAGCGACAAGCUAAGUGCCGCAACACCAUGGCGCGGCUAUGCAGCCACCCGCCGCGCGCUUGUCGGCGCUCUGCUCAAGCGCCGGAUAGACUUUGGCGGGCGCUUUCCCGCUGAGGUCCAAUCAGCAGUCGACGGCAUUAUGCUCAAGCUCUUCCAGCUGCACAAAAACUCAUCCGCCAAUCGUGGCGCAGUUCAAUUCUUUCAUGUCUCCAAAUCGGGCGGAACCAACCUCUGCCAAGCAGCCGAAGCCAACGGCUGCGCAACGCAGGGCUUUGACACGCGCACCAACUGCCUCAUCCGUGACUUUAUCGACCAGCCACGCUGGGUCACCUACAACGCCCACAAGUACGUGCAGUAUCGCAUGUCCUCCCGCCAGGCGCUACCCUGGUUUGUCAAUUUCCACACCUUCCGCCCUGUCAUCUCCUGCGAACAACGCCGCGCAUACCUGCUCCAAAACAACUUCACCUUUUACGCCAACGAGUACACCAACCCGCCGGGCGCUAACGUCUCCAGCGAAAUGUGCGAGGACUUUGUCAACCUUAUCAUGUUCCGCCAUCCUUACGAACGCUUGCGCUCCCAAAUCGGUUGGGUUCAGAAGCUCUAUAAGGAGUUCUAUCUCGACGUUGACACCCAGCGCGCCUUCAUCAACCGCACCACGGGCUUUUGGGAGCGCCUGAUGCCUGCUGGCGUGAACAACUACUACAUCCGCAGCCUGCUGGGUCAACGCUUCUUUGAAUUCCCGGUCAUGCAAGUCGCUCCGGAGCACAUUGGCCUAGCACAGCUGGCAUCGCUGCAACACGACAUCCUGCUGAUCCUAGAAUCCAAGACGCGUAACGAGCUGGCGAUGCGUGUGGGCUUGGGGUGGUCGCAGGCGUUACGGGACGGUGCGGUUCGCAGCUCAACUGAACUAGGCGACGCGGUGGCGCUGCCUUUGGAUUACGACACCAUGCUGGAGCGCAACCUGCCUGAUGUCGAGGUGUACGCCUUUGCUCGGGAGAUGCAAGCGCUCGAUACACUGCUUUGGAACUUUGUGGUGAUUGCGGAUGAGCAACUAGGGUUUGAUAACCUGUCUUCAGAGCAAUGCGGGUACGUCUCGAUGGGCUCGGCAAAGGCAGUGGAGGAGCGGGCGGAGCGGUUGAGUGGGGUGACGGUUCCUGUGAUGGCGCUGAGGCCGAAUGCAGCAGCGGCAGCAGCAGCCGCGGCGGCGGCAGGCGAGGUGCCUCCAAGCAGCAUCAGCGGCACUGAAGUCGUGGAUGAGGAAGAGGAGGAUGAGGGUGAGAGCAAGGGCGAGAAGGGGGCGGACGGGAACACGGGGGGUGAGUCGGCUGCUGGAAAGAGCUCGAGCAUGGGUGUGCUUCGGGGCGGAGUUGUUAGUAAGGGUGGGCGAGGCAGUUCCAUCAUUUCGAUCAGCAGGCAUCGGAGAAGCCGGCGUGUCUUGGCUUGGCGGUAAGGCAAGGGGAACUUGGAACGGAGGAAAGUAGCGGAGGGCCUGCUUAACAGCGAUAAGGGAGGACUUGGGUGUUAGAUGAGAUACUUUAGUAGGACGGAUGAUCCGGUAGUGAUUCUAGACAUCGUGUGCCAUUUGGCGAUGAUUGCUCGCCAGUUAGGUUUGACAUGUGCGUCUCUCAUGAAACUGCAUCCUAGAGUCAUGUUAUUUAUCGCACUGCAAGCCAUAUGUGGCUCAAUGCUGUAUUUACUUAAGAAGAGCGCCAAGGCGUGGCAUCCCUUUGGAUUGGCGCACUUGCCUGUUUAGGACGUGUGCCUGUUAUGUGGUUAGGACGCGUUGUACAAGACUUGUACUGCAGUGGCAGUCAGACGCAAAUUGAAAGCGUUGCAAGUGCGCAUGAUGUAUGCACGGUCGGAGACUCCGGAUCAUACUAGGUUAUCCAACUUGGCUUGCCUUUUGCGGUCGAAAGGUCUGCGUUUUGGGCUGUUAGGUGCCAACAUAUAUGCGUGUCGCCACAGGUUUUGCAUGCGCAUACGUUCGGAAAACGGAUUAACGGCCACGCGAUGUAUUGAAGGGAUUAGAAACAACGAAUGGAGCACGGCUAGGACUGAACUGUAUGGCGCACGGCUGGGAAGCCAGUACAGCGGUAUGUGCACACCGUUGUUUAAUGGUAGGCUGGGGGGGGGUGUAUGGCGGCGCAAGCUGCAGGUUAAGACGCCUGUUGGUAUGCGGGUUAUUGCGGCGGAUGACCGCGCGCCUUAGUAUGUGUAGGGAAGUGUCCGCGCGGUGAGAUGUAUUGCCGUAGUGUGUCCGUACAAUUGAAUGGACGGCGCCGGGCGGGCUGUUGUACGGCAACGCCUAUAUGGCGAUGGCCCACAUUUGGAGGCUAAGGUGUCCUUUGUUAUGGUACUGGUAAUGUCACAUGUCCACACUUGCGGUCUUGCCGUUUCAUCCAGGCUUGACUGAUGUUCAUUGCCUCAAGUUCCUGUUUACGUCUUUUUGACCGCAAACACGUCAGUGCGGUUUCGGAGAAAGCACCGGUACACAGCCUGCUUGUCAAACACCACCUAUUGGCCCUCUCGUACAUAACGCACCCAUGUCCCACUCCAAAGCACAAACCGGCAGCGCACCUCUCCCGCCACUUGUAAUGCGACCAACGCUGAUUCCGAC